AUGCAAUCAGUCAAUAAUGCCUUUGGCAGUAGUGGUGAACCUAAUGAUCAAAUGGAUGAAACAGGUUAUAGAAAGUAUGAUAUCCAUGAAGGAAUUAUGUUUUGCAUUGAACUAUCAGAAACAAUAUUCAAAGAAUCAUCCGAACUAGACUGUAAAUCGCCAUUAUUGGAAAUUCUAGAGUCACUAGAUGAGUUGAUGUCACAAUUAGUCAUAACGAGACCUGGGACAGCUAUUGGUUGCUAUUUUUAUUACUGUAAUAGAGAAGAUGCCAAGCAAGGUAUCUAUGAAUUAUUUCCAUUAAGGGAUAUAAAUGCUGAGUUUAUGAAGAUAUUAAAUGAUCUUUUAGAGGAUUUAUCAUCUGGGCGAAUAAGCCUGUAUGACUAUUUCAACUUUCAACAAACCGGGGAUGAAAAGCGACUGCCCUUAUCUGUACUAUUCACAUUCAUGCUCGACACUUUUUUGCAAGACAUUCCCGGCCAAAAGCAAUUAAGCAACAAGAGAGUGUUCUUAUUCACUGACGUUGAUAAGCCACAAGAAGCACAAGAUACCGAUGAACGAGCAAGGUUAAGAAGGCUCACAAUUGAUUUAUUUGACAAUAAAGUAAAUUUUGCAACUUUUUUCAUCGGCUACGCCAAUAAACCAUUUGACGAUGAAUUUUAUUCCGAUAUCUUACAGUUAGGCUCUGGUAUAAAUAAAAAUAUGGGUUUGAACUCUGAAUUUGAUGGUCCAAAUACAAAGCCCAUAGAUGCCAAAUAUAUCAAAUCCAGGAUCUUAAGAAAAAAAGAGGUAAAAAGAAUAAUGUUUCAAUGUCCAUUGAUAUUUGAUGAGAAAGCAAAUUUCAUCAUCGGAAUCAAAGGUUACACUAUGUAUACCCAUGAAAAAGCUGGAGUCAGGUAUAAACUAGUUUAUGAGCAUGAAGAUAUCAGGCAAGAGGCAUAUUCAAAAAGAAAGUUUUUACAUCCUAUCACGGGAGAAGACGUUAGUGGUAAUACAGUUAAAGUGUAUCCUUAUGGUGAUCUCGAUAUCAAUUUAUCAGAUAACCAGGACCAGAUUGUCAUGGAGGCUUAUACUCAAAAAGAUGCGUUUUUGAGGAUUAUUGGGUUCCGCUCCUCUAACAAAUCGAUACACUAUUUCAAUAACAUAGACAAAAGUUCAUUCAUUGUCCCCGAUGAGGCAAAAUAUGAAGGCUCGAUAAGGACCUUGGCUUCUUUAUUAAAAACCCUAAGAAAGAAAGAUAAAAUUGCAAUGCUAUGGGGAAAACUUAAAUCCAAUUCCCAUCCCUCACUGUUUGUAUUAUCACCUUCAAGUGCCAAAGAGUACAAUGAAGGAUUUUAUCUCUACAGGGUCCCGUUCUUAGACGAGAUUAGGAAAUUCCCUAGCUUACUAUCCUAUGAUGAUGGCUCUGAACAUAAACUAGAUUAUGAUAACAUGAAGAAAAUAACUCAAAGUAUAAUGGGGCACUUUAAUCUGAGGGAUGGAUAUAACCCAUCUGAGUUCAAAAACCCAUUAUUACAGAAACAUUACAAAGUUUUACAUGAUUACCUGUUACAAAUUGAAACUACUUUUGAAGAAAAUGAGAAGCCUAAUGCUAAAAAAGAUAGAAUUAUGCGUGAGGACGAUUCUUUACGAAAACUAUACUAUAUACGAAAUAAGAUCUUAGAAUCUGAGAGGGCAGACGAUCCGGCAAUCCAAAGACUAAAUAAAUACGUUAAAAUCUGGAACAUGUUCUACAACAAAUUCAACGAUUAUAAUAUUUCGAUUAAAGAAGAAAAGAAACCUUUUGAUAAAAAGCCCAAAUUCAAUAUAUAA
Messenger RNA from Saccharomyces paradoxus, 1809 nucleotides. It is a transcript of the gene YKU70, whose product is annotated as ATP-dependent DNA helicase YKU70. Lineage: Eukaryota; Fungi; Ascomycota; Saccharomycetes; Saccharomycetales; Saccharomycetaceae. Gene Ontology annotation, biological process: cellular response to gamma radiation; cellular response to X-ray; double-strand break repair via nonhomologous end joining. The record is from RefSeq and is a predicted model, not a curated record. The coding region runs from base 1 to 1809 and encodes 602 amino acids. The transcript has a single exon. Gene Ontology annotation, cellular component: nucleus; Ku70:Ku80 complex. Gene Ontology annotation, molecular function: DNA helicase activity; double-stranded DNA binding; telomeric repeat DNA binding.